Molecule: messenger RNA, 1482 nt
Organism: Cariama cristata (Red-legged seriema)
Lineage: Eukaryota; Metazoa; Chordata; Aves; Cariamiformes; Cariamidae
Product: sodium-dependent phosphate transport protein 3-like
Exons: 11
Coding region: 1-1482 (493 amino acids)
Biological process (GO): monoatomic anion transport; transmembrane transport
Molecular function (GO): transmembrane transporter activity
Source: RefSeq, a predicted model, not a curated record
AUGCAGAGCCACGCGGACAACACGCAGGGAGGGGAUGAGCCAGAGGCAGAGCAGGACGAAGCCCCCCUGCUUUCCCAGCAGCCCUCCUCCCACACAGGGCUCUGCUCCACUCGCUGUGGCCUGGCCCUGGUCCUGCACGUCUGCCUCUUCAUGGCGUACGCGCUCCGGGUCAGCCUCAGCAUCGCCAUCGUCGCCAUGACUAACAGCAGCCAUCCCCACGGCUGGUCCGGCAGCGCUCCCCGCAGCUCCUACCCAGGAUUUGCUCAGGACAUGCUUUCUUUCCUCCAGACCCCCAUGUACAACUGGAGUGCUGAGACUCAAGGAAUUGUCCUUAGCUCCUUCUUCUAUGGCUACAGCCUCACGCAGGCGCUGGGCGGGUACUGCUCGGGGCUGUUCGGGGGGAAAGCUGUCUUGGGCAGCGGGCUUCUGCUCUCCUCCGUCCUCACCCUCCUCGUGCCCCAAGCAGCAGAGCUUGGCAUAAGCUUCCUCAUCGGACUGCAGGCGCUGCUGGGCUUGGCUGAGGGAGUGAUAUUUCCAGCUCAGUACACGCUAUGGGCAAAAUGGGCCCCUCCACUGGAACGCAGCAGGCUCAUGAACAUCGCUGAUGCUGGAUGCACUUUUGGGACUUUCUUUGCUCUUCUUGUGGCUGGGAUCAUCUGCCAGAGUCUGGGGUGGCCUUUUGUCUUUUACAUCUUUGGUGGUGUUGGCUGUGCCUGGGGCCUCUGCUGGUUCCUCCUUGUGUACGAGGACCCUGCACAUCACCCGUGGAUUAGUGCCAGGGAGCAGGAGUACAUCGUGUCAUCGCUGGCUCACCAGGGCAGCUCUCAUGGCCGCUCCCUCCCACUUGUGGCCAUGGCUAAAUCACUGCCUCUUUGGGCAAUCACCAUUGCCUGCUUCUGCACAGACUGGCUCUUCUACAUGCUGCUGACUUCCAUGCCCACAUUCAUGAGCAACGUCCUCCACUUUGACCUCAGAGAAAAUGGGCUCCUCUCCUCCCUGCCUUACGUUGGGAAUGGGCUGGGACACAUCCUGGCUGGGCUAGUGGCUGAUUUCCUCCUGGCCAGGCGAGUGCUUGGCACAGCAGCCGUCAGGAAGCUCUUCUCAGCACUCGGGAUGCUGCUCCCAGCCAUCUUCCUGGUGGCUGUGCCUUACAUUGGCUGCAGUUCCACAGUUGUUGUGGUCCUUCUAACACUGGCCUUGACAAUAAUCAGCAUGACAGGGGCAGGCAUCAAUAUUAACCACAUCGAUAUAGUGCCCAGAUAUGCAGGGUUCCUGCUGGGAAUCACAAAUACCUUUGGCAUAGUCGCAGGAACUAUUGCUCCUACCGCAGUUGGACUUCUCAUCAGCCAGGAUCUCCAGACUGGCUGGAGGAAUGCCUUCUUCAUAUCUGCAGCCCUCAACCUGUUUGGCUUGAUCUUCUACAUAGCCUUUGGCAGCGGGACCAUCCAAGACUGGGCUAGAGAGGAUGCUGCUGUACAAUGA